AUGGAGUUUCCUAACACUAGCAAGCUUCAAAUCCCAUUUGUGUCUUAUAUUGUGCUUUUAUCAAUUGUUACCGCAAUACUGAACAACCCUGUAAUAGCCACAAAAGAAGCUUGCAAUUUCCCUGCCAUCUUUAACUUUGGUGCCUCAAACUCUGACACUGGUGGCUUGGCUGCUUCCUUGUUAGCCCCUACACUGCCAUAUGGAGAGACCUAUUUUCACAGACCCGCUGGAAGGUUCAGUGAUGGCCGUCUCAUUAUUGAUUUCAUAGCGGAGAGUUUUGGACUCCCAUAUCUCAGUGCAUAUCUUGAUUCUCUAGGGACCAACUUCUCUCAUGGUGCAAACUUUGCAACAGCAGGAUCCACAAUCAGACCCGUACUAGGAAAUAUGGUACUCUCGCAAAGAUUUAGUCCUUUCUACCUUGGAGUUCAGUUCACGCAAUUCAGAGGUUUCAAACCCAGAACACAGUUUAUUAGAGAUCAAGGUGGGGUAUUUGCAACGUUGAUGCCCAAAGAAGAGUACUUUGCUGAAGCUUUAUACACAUAUGAUAUUGGUCAAAAUGAUCUAACGGCGGGCUUUUUUGGUAACAUGACUCUGCAACAAGUCAAUGAUUCUAUACCUGAUAUAGUCAAUAAUUUCACAGCAAAUGUCAAGAACAUACACAACUUGGGGGGUAGAUCAUUUUGGAUACACAACACGGGACCUAUUGGUUGCCUCCCUUUAAUUUUGGCCAAUUUUUCAUCUGCUGAAAGGGAUGACUACGGUUGUGCAAAGGCAUAUAAUGAAGUGGCUAAAUAUUUCAACCACAAGUUGAAGGAAGCUUUAGCUCAACUCCGAAAGGAUUUUCCUCAGGCUGCAAUCACAUAUGUAGAUGUAUACUCUCCUAAGUACUCUCUUUUCACCAACCCAAAAAAAUAUGGAUUUGAGGUGCCACUUGUUGCUUGCUGUGGGUAUGGAGGGAAAUACAACUAUAGCAGUAGUGCUGCAUGUGGAGGAACCAUAAAGGUCAACGGCACUGAAAUAUUUGUAGGUUCAUGUGAAAAUCCCUCGGUUAGAGUAAUAUGGGAUGGGACGCACUACACUGAAGCAGCUAACAAGGUUGUCUUUGACCAAAUAGCUUCUGGAGCUUUCACCGAUCCACCCAUUCCCUUAAAUAUGGCUUGUCGUGGAUAUCUUAGGGAUCGCCUGUGA
This is a messenger RNA of Abrus precatorius (Indian licorice), 1188 nucleotides long. RefSeq names its product esterase-like. Bases 1 to 1188 code for a protein of 395 amino acids. The record is from RefSeq and is a predicted model, not a curated record. Gene Ontology annotation, molecular function: hydrolase activity, acting on ester bonds. The transcript is spliced from 5 exons. Lineage: Eukaryota; Viridiplantae; Streptophyta; Magnoliopsida; Fabales; Fabaceae.